This is a messenger RNA of Brassicogethes aeneus, 966 nucleotides long. The record is from the annotation of a GenBank genome assembly. NCBI's taxonomy places the organism in Eukaryota, Metazoa, Arthropoda, Insecta, Coleoptera, Nitidulidae.
AUGAAAAAAGAUGGUCCAAGCAGAAAAACGAAGCAAUACCUUAAUGAACGAAUGGAUAAGGUAUCAGAGCUAUUGGACAAGGCCAAGAAGAAUCACGAAAUGAUGACAAGUUGUGGCGUCAAGACUCACGAAUACUUUACAUCGAAAUUCAUUAACCAGAUCGAGUCAAACACCACUGAGGCCACGAAUUACAUCUUAAAGUGUUCAGAAGAGGUUCAAAAGUCCCAGGCACCAAACAUCUCUCCACAAACCGAUGCUAAUCAGAUGCGUCGCGUGAAGGAACUAGGCUUUCGUAUAACAGACGUACAAGAAGUCCUUGAUACCACACGGAACAGUAUGAGCGACAUGUCUGCUGUUCAAAUUGAAUGCCAACUUCAGGAAAUUCGGAAGCAGUGGGAUAUGGUAUCUAAUAUUCACAUGGAGGUUAGAGUAAAUCACGAAGAUGAGUCCAUGUAUCCCUUGCACGACCAAUUUCAACAGCUGAAGUCAGAGUACAACCAGGGAUUCGGAACCCCAGUAUCGGCGUCGGGUCAGGGUGGGAAAGCGGGCUCGCCGAUGUCGUCAUCAUGCAACCGUCCCUCUUCAUCAAUGGGUAACUUGGUUUAUGGAGACAGAUAUGAAGUGACGUCUUUGCGGAAGAAAAUUGAUGACGAAGUUAGCACGCUCUAUGAAAAAUGUUUCGGUCAUAAAGUGUUACACCAAGAAACAAAUUGGGUUCCUCACAUCAUCUGUAAUUCCUGCAGACUGAUGCUGUAUCGUUCUCGAAAUUCAGGUUUCCAAAAGUAUUGCAGAUUCUCCACACCAGCUAUAUGGAAACAAACGCUUCGUAUGAACGACUGCUACUUUUGCAUGAAUGACGUCAAAGCCGGGACUACCAGUAAAACAAAGAGUAAAAUCUCAUACAUCAAUGUGUCCACAGUAAUAAGACCAACUGAAAUAAGUCCGAAGGCACGAAGGAGUAGAUGA